AUGGGCGCCAUCACCUCAGCGCUACUGCCGCUAAAUCGCCCGGCAUUUUACAACGCGUUUGUAUCAGUAGUGCCGUUGCCCAUACAAGGGGUAAGUCCUAUUGAAGGCCGUUUGUGCCAAGUUUCUGGCUGGGGUUUCACCAGCACCAUUGGAGGGAAGCCCUCGGAUACCCUGCGAAGUGUGAAACUGCCCAUAGUUCCAAUGCGAAAAUGUAACAGCUCCGCCUCCUACGCCGGACACAUCACAAGCAACAUGAUCUGUGCCGGCUUCAUCACUGGAGGAAAAGAUGCCUGUCAGGGAGAUUCUGGGGGCCCCCUGGUGUGCGAUGGGAAGGUCUAUGGCGUUGUAUCCUGGGGUCACAGCUGCGCGAACCCCAAAUACCCCGGAGUAUAUACUGCAGUGGCCAACUUCCAAAGGUGGAUCUACAGGACAAUCGUUUAAGAGGAUCCUAUGGAAUUUUCAUUUUAUUGCCUCCAGCCUCUAGUCAUCUCGCCCAACUGCCCUAAUCAUAACCCCCCCACCCCUCCAGCCUCGGCCAAUAGGGCAACUGCGCCCAACAUGGUGCUGGGAAACUGCGCCCACCGUGAAUUCAUUUUCUUUACUUGACAAUGCGGAAAGUCCCACACAGUUAGUCUGGGAGGCGCUGCUUUAUCUGUUUAUUUGCCAACUUGGUCUGUCCUUAUGUUCUCAAGAACCCUGAAUGUGGUGCUUAAAUAGUGUAAACAUAACUAUAAACCCUGUGAGAAUGAGGAAUGAAUGGGUAUUGGGGAGUUGUAUCAGGAGUCAGAAC
This is a messenger RNA of Xenopus tropicalis (tropical clawed frog), 790 nucleotides long. Its product is annotated as trypsin-3. Gene Ontology annotation, molecular function: serine-type endopeptidase activity. The record is from RefSeq and is a predicted model, not a curated record. Bases 1 to 441 code for a protein of 146 amino acids. The transcript has 3 exons. Gene Ontology annotation, biological process: proteolysis. Lineage: Eukaryota; Metazoa; Chordata; Amphibia; Anura; Pipidae.